Messenger RNA from Zootoca vivipara (common lizard), 4697 nucleotides. The record is from RefSeq and is a predicted model, not a curated record. Lineage: Eukaryota; Metazoa; Chordata; Lepidosauria; Squamata; Lacertidae.
CCCGGCUCCGAUUGGACGUAGUAGCGGGACCGAAGGCGAGGGAGGGGCGCGAAGAGGGCGGAGAGGCAGCGAGUUGGGCUCGCAGUUGCAGCGAGGAAAUGUAAACAUCGGCGGCGGAGGCGGAGCGGAAAAGGCGCUUCAUCUGCUCCGGGCAGCGAGCCGCGGGCGGCGGGGGCGCUUCUGGAGAUGCGCCUCGGAGGGUCUUAGUUCUCUAUCUCUGUCCCCGGGACUGGAUGAAUCCCCGAAGGGACCUCCCUUCCCCUGGUUGCCCAAGGGAGGAAGGCUCGCCCUCCGCUUCUCCUCCUCGGAUGGAUCUAACGCGGGAGUGUGCCGGGCUGCCCUAGCCGCGCGCGGCCACUGCGGCUCCUCGGUCGGCUCCGGUGCCUGCUGCCCUUCCAGACGGGGCGAUGGAAAUGAGCAUGAAGAAGUUCACAGUGCGCAGGUUCUUCUCGGUCUACCUCCGCAAGAAGUCUCGCUCCAAGAGCUCGAGUCUCAGUAGAUUUGAGGAAGAAGGUAUUGUGAAGGAGAUAGACAUCAGUCAUCAUGUAAAAGAAGGUUUUGAAAAAGCAGACCCAUCACAGUUUGAGCUGCUGAAAGUGUUGGGGCAAGGCUCCUACGGAAAGGUGUUUUUAGUGAGGAAAGUGAAAGGAUCUGAUGCUGGGCAGCUGUAUGCAAUGAAGGUACUUAAGAAAGCAACUCUGAAAGUCCGAGAUCGUGUCCGAUCAAAAAUGGAAAGAGACAUUUUGGCAGAAGUGAAUCAUCCUUUCAUUGUAAAACUUCAUUAUGCAUUUCAAACAGAAGGAAAGCUAUAUCUUAUACUAGAUUUCCUACGAGGUGGGGACCUUUUCACCAGACUUUCCAAAGAGGUUAUGUUUACGGAAGAAGAUGUUAAGUUCUACUUAGCUGAGCUGGCCUUGGCUUUAGAUCAUCUCCAUGGUCUUGGUAUUAUUUACAGGGAUUUGAAACCAGAAAACAUACUUCUAGAUGAAGAAGGACACAUUAAGAUCACAGAUUUUGGCCUGAGCAAGGAAGCCAUCGAUCAUGACAAGAGAGCAUAUUCAUUCUGCGGGACAAUAGAGUACAUGGCCCCAGAGGUGGUCAACCGGCGAGGCCACACUCAAAGUGCAGACUGGUGGUCCUUCGGUGUCCUAAUGUUUGAAAUGUUGACAGGGUCGUUGCCAUUCCAGGGGAAAGACAGAAAGGAGACAAUGGCUCUCAUUCUCAAAGCCAAGCUAGGAAUGCCACAGUUUUUGAGCACAGAAGCUCAGAGUUUGCUUCGAGCUCUUUUCAAGAGGAAUCCGUCCAACAGAUUAGGUGCUGGCCUUGAUGGAGUUGAAGAAAUUAAGCGGCAUCCUUUUUUUGCUACCAUAGACUGGAAUAAGCUGUACAGGAAAGAAAUCAUGCCGCCUUUUAAACCUGCUGUGGGACGGCCAGAGGACACCUUUCAUUUUGACCCUGAAUUCACUUCACGGACACCAACAGAUUCCCCAGGCGUCCCUCCAAGUGCCAACGCUCAUAAUCUCUUCAGGGGAUUCAGCUUCGUUGCAUCCAACUUGGUACAGGAGCCUCCACAGCAAGACGUCCACAAAAUCACAGUUCACCCCAUUGUCCAGGUAAGGAUGCAUCUGGUGAAAGUCUAUGAUGAUGGGAAGUAUGUAUACCUUGUGAUGGAGCUGAUGCGAGGAGGGGAACUCUUAGAUCGAAUACUUCGGCAGAAGUGCUUCUCAGAACGAGAGGCCAGUGCUGUCCUUUGUACCAUUACCAAGACAGUCAACUAUUUGCAUUCCCAGGGAGUUGUUCACCGAGAUCUGAAACCUAGUAAUAUUCUUUACAUGGAUGAGUCAGGUAACCCCGACUCCAUCAGGAUCUGCGAUUUUGGAUUUGCCAAACAACUGAGAGCUGAGAACGGCCUGUUAAUGACACCAUGUUAUACAGCCAAUUUUGUAGCACCUGAGGUCCUGAAACGGCAAGGCUAUGAUGCAGCCUGUGAUAUCUGGAGCUUAGGGAUUCUGUUGUACACCAUGUUAGCAGGAUUCACUCCUUUUGCAAAUGGGCCAGAUGAUACCCCGGAGGAGAUUCUGGCCAGAAUUGGCAGUGGAAAGUAUGCACUUACAGGAGGAAACUGGGAUUCGAUAUCUGAUGCUGCUAAGGAUAUUGUGUCAAAGAUGCUUCAUGUAGACCCCCAUCAGCGCUUGACAGCAGCCCUGGUUCUAAGGCACCCGUGGAUAGUAAACGGGGAAUAUCUAUCCCAGAAUCAGCUCAGCCGACAGGAUGUUCACCUGGUAAAGGGAGCAAUGGCAGCCACCUACUUUGCUUUAAACCGAACACCUCAGGCACCAAGGCUGGAACCUGUAUUGUCCUCCAACCUGGCCCAGCGGAGGGGGAUGAAAAGACUGACCUCAACGAGGUUGUAGUGGUCCCAAAGAAUGCCUGGUUGAAAAAAGGGAAAACAUGCGCCACAUGUUGCUCAGAGAGGCUGAUCCGUAUUGCUAAUUUUGCAGGACUUUGGACUAUUGGCACAUAAAUUGCUAAAAUUAGCAGAACUCCAGCAUAAGGCAAAGAUAUCCUUUGCUUUCCGAUUCCUUUUGUUGCUUUUGUUUUUUAAGUUAAUGCCAAGAUCCUGAGUUAGCAGGUACUCAAAGAUUGUCAUGUGCCAAUUUUUCAACUGCUGUACUGCUUCUUAUUUAAGUGUAUACCACUAAGAUCCUAUUCUCAUUUUCUCCAAAUGUUAUUUUUGGGAUCUUUUAGAUGCUCUGUAAGACCACUUUUUGUAAGCAAUUUUCAGUCGCUUUGGUUUUAGAGGUCAAUUCUACCAGCAUUUAUGUCAUGGUGAAUUGUCACAGCUAGCAAUUGAUACUGCUACCCAUUAUCACCUGCAGCAGAGUUCAUCUCCAAAGAGCUGAAUGUGAAAGGAAGACGCGUGUGAUGCUGUGAAAUCAAUGGCCUACUAAGAACGGUAUUUAACAUGAAGAAAGAAGAGCUGGCUGAGUAGUGCCUGCUGUACUUCUCAAAAAGCACCCUUCAUGUGUUUGGUCUGUACAGCAAAUAAUGCAUGGGGGGGAUUGUGGUUGCACCCACUGAUGCUGAUAGCCACACAUUCAAGGACAUCAUUUGCUCCUGACAUCCAUUCUUAUAUUAAUUAAUCAACUAUCUAUGCUUGGAUAAAUUGAGGGUAUGGAUCAUGGAUAGAGGCCCUUAUGGCAUCAUAGGCCUGUAUGUGGCGGCUCUGUGCAAAUAGAACUUUGAGUGUGUGGAGGCUGUAGUGGGGCAGUAAGCAUGACCUAGUCUCCCUAUGGGUGGAUGAAUGAAUGCAAGAAUAGUGCUUUCUAAGGAUGCUAUACUGUGUUACAAACUCUCCUACUUUUAUCAUGGAGAUGGCAAUCUUUUGUUUGCCUGUUCCAUUUAAAAUAAUGGCUCAUAAUGCCACAUGAUUACCUACAUGACAAAAUCACCUAGUCUCUGACAAGCAGAAGGGAAAGAAACUGUCAGCGGAGAAAUUUCAGUGAGAAAAAAUCUACAAUAUUUUUCUAACAUCAGUGGAAACAGGUGUAACUGUGAUGUUGAACUAGCAUUACCUGACUGUAUUGGCUUGUGUUGUGCAUAAAGUGAUUGACAAGAAUGGAUACGUUCCGCCUCCCACUGACAUCAGUGGCAAGCGCUACUCUGGAUUGCACUCAUUGGCCACCACCCAACACAGACUUAACUUAAGCAUGUUUAAGCCCUUCGAAAUCUUGGGUUUGGCAGCUUUAUGAUUCUGAGUUGUAUUGCGGCCAAUAUUUUAAGCACUUUACUUGACUUGCAUUUUUAUAAUGGAUUUCGCCACCUUUCAAAACUCUGCAGGAAAAACCAGCAUGUUACAUUGUCUCUCGUUUCCUCUUAUGGGGGGGAAACGUGAAGACAGAAUAUUGUAUCCUAUAGAUUACAUUUAUUUUGCUGAGUGGUGAAGCCAUUCCAAUACUAAACACAGCUUGGGAGAUUGAUGUCAAUUGUGCCUGCAGAUGCAAGAGAACAGAUUUGUUGCAUUAGCUACUGUAAUAUGCUCCUUAGGGUCUGUUUCUGUGUGACAGAACGUCAUGUAAUUUAUUCUAUUUUGUCCUUAAUUUUUAAAUUAUAUUUAAUGUUUCAUUUCUAUGUGCUGUGCACACAGGACGGCAGCAGAGAAGCUGUUCUUGAAGUGUGACUUUUAGAAUAAAACAAUGCUGUGAAACUCCAUAAAAUGAAGGUUUUGGCUCAGGCUUGACAGGUGAUAGGUAUAUUGUAGAUAUUUGAAAUCUUGAACAUGUGGACCUGUUUUUCUGUUGUGUUCACUUUUGCCCUUGCUUGCUCCUUUAAAUAGAAGAGCCCAGUGCACCCAAAAUCAUCAAGAGCCCUGGCUAUUUCCUAACAAUCAGAGUGCAAUUUCAUUACUUCUUGGACUUGGACUUGGACUUGAUAUCAUAACCCUACUCAACCAAGGGAAUAUUAGUCCAGUCCAUAAGUGACUGCUGACUGUGUGUAAAUAUUGCCCUGUCUACCCACAUAUACCACAGGAGAUGUUGCACCCCACUUGUAGAGUCUGUGUGGUGAUGAUUCACAUCUAUGGUGAUAAUGGCAGUAGGAGUAUAAGUACAGUCAUACCUCGGAACAUACCUGCCAAGUCCGGGUCGUAAAUAUCCGGGAUCGGCAGCGCGCGCAUGACCGGAAGUUGCGUGACGCAA